AUGCCAGUGUGUGUAUAUGAAGGUUGUUUUAGUGGCAGUAAAAGGCAAGACAAAAAACAAAUACCUGGUGUUCAUCUCCAUACAUUUCCCAAGCAUCCUGAACUGCGUCAGAAAUGGCUCCAACAGAUCCAGAAGGGAACUACUAUAAAAUAUGUGAAUUUUGAAAAAGAUGUAGUAUGUUCUCUACACUUUUCUGCACAUCAUAUGAAAGAAAAAUCGUAUGCUCAAAAAGUGGCUGGUUAUUCACCUGUAAAUAACAGAAGGCUUAAACCGGAUGCAAUACCUUUAAGUGUUGAAGGUAUAGAUUAUGAUGAUAUCCCAUAUUUAAGAUCUCCAUUAGUUACAACACCAAGUGGAGUAUUUAGCAUUACACAUUUUGAAGAGUCUUCAUCUAAUAAAAAUGUUCAACAUAUAUAUAUUGACAAAGUUGGAGAAUAUAUAAUUUCACCUAGCGGUAUUUUUACCAUCAGCCCAAUUGAAAAUGCUGGCAAUAAAAAGUGUCGUGUUAAAUUGUUUACUGGUGAUAAUGAAAAUGUACAGCAUAAUGAAUUAGGACUAUUCUAUUCAAGGAGACACAAUGGAUAUCAAAGAAAAAUUGACAUGUUGUGUUUUGAUGAGACAUAUAUAUCAAAGAGAAUAUGCUUUGAUAAAAAAAAUGAACAAGUUAUAGGCCCUCAUAAAUCUGUUCAAACAGUGAUUGCACGAGGAUUAACAAAUAACUGGAAGCAACCAAUAUAUUACAACUUUGAUGAGCGGAUGACAAAAGAAAUAUUAUAUAAAAUAAUAGAGGAGUUGAGUGAAAUUGGUUUCAAUGUAGUUGGUAUAGUCAGUGACAGUGGUUCUACAAAUGUAGGCUUAUGGAAAAGUUUAGACAUUUCUAUUGAUAAUACUUCAUUUGAACAUCCAAAAACAAAUGCCAGAAUCCAUGUUUUUGCUGAUGUCCCGCACUUACUGAAAUUAGCUAGAAACCAUUUACUCGAUAGUGGGUUCAUACUUCCAAACGGUAAAUUCAUCGGAAAAAAUAUACUCCACGAACUUCUGAAUAUUAACUAUGGUAAAGAUUAUAAAUUUGCUCAUAAAUUAUCCGAGCGACAUCUUUUUGUAGAAGGAUCAGGCCGCAUGAAUGUCAGAUUAGCAGCAAAUGUAUUUUCUAAUUCAGUAUCAAAAGCCAUUGCGUACUGCGGCGAAAAAAAUUAUCUAGAUAAAUAUAACUGGAAAGAGGUGAUUAUAUAA
Acyrthosiphon pisum (pea aphid) is the source of this 1233-nucleotide messenger RNA. RefSeq lists its product as uncharacterized. The record is from RefSeq and is a predicted model, not a curated record. NCBI's taxonomy places the organism in Eukaryota, Metazoa, Arthropoda, Insecta, Hemiptera, Aphididae. The transcript is spliced from 7 exons. Bases 1 to 1233 code for a protein of 410 amino acids.